AUGGAAACAGUGGCAGCUCUUGCCCUUUCUUGCAACAUCAUCGAACUUGUGGUGCUCGCCGGGAAGUCUUGCGUACUGAUCAAGCAGGUAUGGGAUUGCAAGACCUUGCCGGCUCACGAGGAGUUUACAUCGGCAAUCCUCUUGCUGGAACAAAAUGUCGAGGCUCUCGAUGCCUUCUUGACGGAUGCCCAGAACCCAAGCUACAUCGCACUUCCACGGGACAAGGAAAUACUUCUUCUGGCAAAGAACUGCCGCAGACUAGGAGUGGAAUUGAGGCAGAAGAUUGAUGCAUUGAGAGCCCGCAAAACCGAUACGAGAGGGGAAAAAUUUGAGAAAACUUUACAGACUUUGUUUGGAAAAGGCAAAGUCUAUGAUCUUCAGCGCAGAUUGGAUGAGCUGCGCAAGGCUGUUGACACAGCUUUACUUGUUCGAACUAAUCAGCUUUUGCAUGUAUCCACACUCCAGACGAACUCAAGUUUAAGAGAAAUAUCGGACAAACUUGCUCACGCGCUUGCAGAUUUUGCGGCUGAAUCUCGUGCGACAGACUCUGGUUUACGGCAACAUAUCACGGUCGAAACAACAACCAGCCAUGUAAAACUAGCAGAUUUAUUGACGGAACAAAAUAGCAGACUUAGACUGGACAACGCCAUUGAAGGCGACUUGAGUCGCCAACUAACCAUUCGACAAGGGCGUUUGACUCGGCGCGACGCAGCAAAACAUAAUAACUCAGCUGAACGCUGUGUCAAGCUCGAGCUCCAGAAAACGAGAUCCUUUUUCCUAAAACAUAGUCAAUGGACUCGCCAUCGAGAAAUCGAGAAUGAACAACGUUUAGGUUUCAUCUCCAGUUUGAGAUUUCCAGAAAUGAAUGCACGACGUAACCAGAUAGUGGAUCCCCAUUCUCAGACAUUUGAGUGGAUUUUUAACGAAAGCAUUGAGGGACCAUGGGAUAGUUUCAGACAAUUCCUACAGACCCCAUCUUCAAUAUAUUGGAUCAACGGAAAGGCUGGCUCAGGAAAGAGCUCUCUGAUGCGCUUCAUCUGCAGCCAUGGCAAAUGCCAGCAAAUACUAGACAUGUGGUCUAAGCCAAAGAAGACAUUGACCAUAAGCUGGUAUUUCUGGAACUCAGGAACAGAAUUUCAGAGAAGUCUCAAAGGCGCGCUGUGUUCCUUGAUACAUCAAGUACUAUCACAUGACCACGAUCUGGCUUCAAAGCUUUAUCACACCCACAUGCUCAAUGUCACCGUCUUUCGCAAAGAGAAUGCUACAGACUGGUCAGUUGGGGAGCUAGUCUCGUUGUUCGAGUCAGCUCUCGAGUUAGCUCAAACCCAUGUGAUCAUUUUCUUAGAUGGUCUCGACGAGUUCGAUCACAAUCAAGACAUAACUUGCCUCCUCGUUCUGCUUCAGAAGGUAACGCAACAAUCACAUAUCAAAGCUUGCGUUUCAAGUCGGCCAGAAAAGCACCUCGAAUAUCAUUUGGACGCCUAUCCCCAGUUAAGGCUGCAAGAUCUCACCGGUAAUGACAUCAAAACAUUUGUGAUCGAACGACUUCAAUCUUGCACGUGUGGGAUGGGAAGACCUGAGAUCCAAGAUCUUGCAGAAAGGACUCGUGAUCGUGCAUCGGGAGUCUUUUUAUGGGUUCGACUAGUCACCGACCAGCUCGUGCGAGGCCUUCAUCAUGGCGAUACUCGAGAAAUUUUGCUGGAGCGACUUGCGAAGUUGCCACCAAAGAUGGAAGCGCUCUAUGAGCAUAUGUGGCGAUCCUUAAAUGGAGAUGACAAUCUUGAAACAUAUCGACAGCAAGCGGCCAGGUGUUUAGCUUUUCAUCAAGUCUUCCCAUUGACGGUUUUUGAGCUCGUGGUAGCCUUGGAUGAUGGCAUCCAACACGCUUUCAUUGACACAGUCAGCCAAUCCUCAGAACUCAAGCCGAUCCUCCAGAAGUGUGUCGAAAUGGAAGACAUGUUGAAGACCCGAUGUGCUGGUCUUCUCGAGAUAUCGCAUGCACCAGACUCACAAUCUGUCGACCUAGGGAGUCUGAUAUCUGGAAAAAGUUGUCACUCUGCUGGAUCCUCAUGUCGUAUCUCCGACCAGACAUCUGAUGGCUUGGUGUAUGUCAGCAAAGGUACGCUGAAUAAAAACGUUUCAGCAUUGAUUGAACAAUCAACCGACCACAAGAUCCUUGCUCAGUAUUUGGUUGAAAUCGGUGCUUUGGAAAUCAAUUUUAUCCAUCGUUCAGCAAGAGACUUUCUGGUUGACUCGAUAAAUGGGCGAAAAGCGCUGCAACACUGCACAUGGAAUAUCAUGGACAUCGCGACUCGACUUGUGAAUGCGUAUCUCCAGAGAAAGAUCCUUGGAUUAAGUGCACGUUUUAACGCUGAUGGGCGGUCCAAUUCGAAGUACAUUACUCUUGAUCGCCUUGUGUCCUUCAUAUUCAGCAUAGAAGACCCACAGCCUGCAAUUGUUGAUCGCCAACAUUCGCUUCUCGAACGAAUCAACUCGGUUUAUCGGACGGUCGUCGAUUCGGAGAGGACUGUCGCACUUUCGGAGUGGCAUGAAAAUUGGUAUUUCUUUUCGAGCGAGCAAAAUGGCACCUACCACUUGGACUAUUGGGGGUCGAUAGCCAGCUAUUUUUCUAACAGUUUGUGCAAUCUAGUACUACCAAGUGAUUCCAGAAAUGCUGUCACUACUACUUACUUCCUUUCAAGCGUUUGCUGGGCGCCUGAUCCAGACAUCAUAUGUUCAAGGAAUCUUCAAGCUAUACGAGUAUUCCUUAGUCAUCAAGCCGAUCCAAACUCUACUUGUAUGUACACUCAUCGGGACUAUGGUCAGUGCAGCCCAUGGCUCAGGUUUCUGCGACUCGCAAGCAGAGCGCCUAGUUACUCUGGGAUUGAAGAUCAACUUGUUUCCACGAUUGAAUCGUUUCGGAAGUCGGGCGCUGAACUGUCCUCAGUCACACAUGUGGCAUAUCAUCCCACGUCUGGAGAAUCAGAUUGUUUUGACGCAUUGAUGGGCUCCACUUUCCAUGAGCUUGGAGAGGUCAUCUUUGAAGUCAAUGCUGCACACUUUCUAGGGAGGAUAUACUCGAAAAUACAAGACCCUGCCUUGGCUUGCAGGAUUCAACAAAUGCUGGAGAGAACAACCCCACACCAACAUGCCGCACUAGUAAGAGGUGGUAAUGGUCGGUGGUUCAAGGUUAACCCUGAAGAGUCAGUGGACUUUGUAGAGCAGGUCUUGAAGAGAGAUCAGGCAGAAGCGGUGGCCCAGGACUUUGCGCUGUAUGCCAGGAAGGCUACCAUCCAAGGCACGAUAGUAAAGCCAAGAUCUUUCCUUGCUACCCGCCGUUCGGCAGCAGCUUAUGACAGAGCCAAAAGGUUUGGAGGUCUAGAGCACCUCAGAGAAGCAUCUGCUAGACUCCGGGCUGGACUAACCACAUCUUGGCUCACGUCAACGUGGGCCACGAUAGGAAUCACCUCCGAGCUAGUCAAUGGCUUUUCAGAAAUCACGCACAGUCGGAACGGUGCCACACGUUUCAUCCUUGUCGAAGACAUGAUCAAUCACCUGUCGUCAUUUCUUGAACUCCAUGGGCCGCUGUAUCUGUGCGCUCCUGCUAUGGACGAACUUUAUUCUGGUCUGUUAGACAUUUGGGAAGAAUUAGUGGAGGUCGGCAAGGAGGAGGCCGCAAAGCUGGAAGGGCGGCGACUGGAAGAAUACAAUGAGGAACUGGAGGAGUUGUUCCAUUUGCUCAACAAGCAUGGCCUAGAGCAUGCUUUGGCUAGUCGAGGAAUUAGUACAUGA
This is a messenger RNA of Exophiala bonariae, 3792 nucleotides long. RefSeq lists its product as uncharacterized. The coding region runs from base 1 to 3792 and encodes 1263 amino acids. The transcript is spliced from 2 exons. Lineage: Eukaryota; Fungi; Ascomycota; Eurotiomycetes; Chaetothyriales; Herpotrichiellaceae. The record is from RefSeq and is a predicted model, not a curated record.